Messenger RNA from Periconia digitata, 1788 nucleotides. NCBI's taxonomy places the organism in Eukaryota, Fungi, Ascomycota, Dothideomycetes, Pleosporales, Periconiaceae. The record is from the annotation of a GenBank genome assembly.
AUGAGAGUCGUUUCACAUACAGUGGAGCGACUCAGAACUGCCGGCUGCGGAUAUCGGAGUGUGAGAAGGUCUGGGGGAAAAAGACCAUUUCAUUUCAUUUCAUUUCAACAUCUUGCUGCACUUGCCAUCGACAGAAUUGCUUUUCCUCCCGUGUCUGAUUCCAGCCCCGUUCGUCUUAAUUCUCCGCACGUCUCUCCUUCGCCGUCAACUGGCAUCCAUCAUCCAUCCUCGCCCAUCUCCGAAUCCCGGCCCCUCGCGACUCCAAGCAUCCCCACGUUCCACCUUAUCAGACUUCCAGGCCACCUUGGGCCUAGCAGAGCAAGCAAAGCAUCCAAGCUGGCUACCCCGCGCCGACUGCUGCUGGGAGCCUUCAAUUCCCGCGUCUACCCCUCCUUCGCCCCCCGUGUCGUCACCCUGGCGCCCUCACGCCCCUCCUCGCGGCUCGACCUCUUGUCGCGCCAUCUCGAGUCGAAGCCCUUUCUAGAAUUGAACACUCCCUUUUCUACUGAACGAAGCGCGCGUUUUGUUGACGAGCAGGGCAACAUCAUCCCAUCCAAGACGCCUCGAGAGCAGCAUCAGCAACCAGAGGAGAAACCCAAGCAGAUUCCCGAAAUCCCUCCUAUACCUUCCAACAUGUCUAGCCAACCACCCCACCCGGCUUUGCUUAUCCCCGGCCCCAUUGAGUUCGACGAUGCUGUUCUCCAGGCUAUGGGCCACUACAGUGAAUCACAUGUCGGUCAACCCUUCGUGAACGUCUUCGGCGAUGUCCUCGGUAAACUGCGCAAGCUCUUCCAAACCACCGAUCCCGCCUCCCAGCCUUUUGUCAUUUCCGGUUCCGGUACCCUCGGUUGGGAUCAGGUCGCUGCGAAUCUCGUCGAGCCUGGCGAUGAGGUACUCGUGCUCCAUACCGGAUACUUUGCCGAUUCGUUCGCGGAUUGCUUCGAGACAUACGGCGUCAAAGCAACACAACUCAAGGCUCCUAUUGGCGACCGCCCUCAGCUCGACGAAGUCGAGGCUGCCUUGAAGGAGAAGAACUACAAGAUUCUGACUGUGACCCAUGUGGACACGAGUACCGGUGUGCUGAGCGAAAUCAAAGCUUUGAGUGAGCUCGUACACAGAGUCAGCCCAGAUACAUUGGUCGUUGUAGACGGUGUAUGCAGUGUUGGGAGCGAAGAAAUCCGCUUCGAUGAUUGGAAGCUCGAUGUGGUACUUACUGCAUCGCAGAAGGGCAUUGGCUGCCCAGCAGGGUUGAGCAUUCUCAUGGUAUCCGGUCGUGCGAUUGAGACAUUCAAGGCACGCAAAACCAGGCCUACUUCCUACUUUGGUUCCUGGAAGAAUUGGCUGCCAAUAAUGCAAAACUACGAGGCCAAGAAGCCUUCGUACUUCGCGACUCCCUCCCCUCAACUCGUCCGCGCCCUCGACACUUCGCUGACCCAAAUCCUCUCGCGACCCCUUGAGCAGCGCUUCGCAGACCACAAAGCUGCCUCCCAAAAAGUCAAGAAGGCUGUAUCCGACUUCGGUCUCAAGCAGCUCGCCUCCAAACCCGAGAACCAGGCCAACGGUAUGACCGCGAUCUACCUCCCCGAAGGCGUAUCUCCACCAGAUGUUACCCCCAGUUUGAUGAAGAAAGGCGUAAUUUUUGCUGGUGGCCUUCACAAGGAGAUUGCAUCCAAGUACAUUCGAUUCGGACACAUGGGUGUCAGUGUUACCGACCCGGAGAGACCGGAUAUUAAUAAGGCGAUUGAUAGUUUGAAGGAGAGCCUUACCGAGGUCGGGUACAAGAACUAG